Messenger RNA from Podarcis raffonei (Aeolian wall lizard), 1200 nucleotides. Its product is annotated as amine sulfotransferase-like. Bases 253 to 1131 code for a protein of 292 amino acids. Gene Ontology annotation, molecular function: sulfotransferase activity. The transcript is spliced from 7 exons. The record is from RefSeq and is a predicted model, not a curated record. Gene Ontology annotation, cellular component: cytoplasm. Lineage: Eukaryota; Metazoa; Chordata; Lepidosauria; Squamata; Lacertidae. Gene Ontology annotation, biological process: sulfation.
GCAUAAAGUGAGGCCAAGGGCUGCUAUUUUGCAUGCUGCACACAUGCACUGACCAAACAACCGUGUCAGGGUGAAAGAGAAAAGCCUUCUUGUGCAGGGCAAAGCUUGCACAGUACCAAGGUGAGUUGUCUCUGGAGAGAGGCUCUCAAAGUAAUGAGGAAGGGUCAGAUGAAGAAGAAUUAAAGAGCAGCGGGAAGGCACCUCAGUCUAACAACAACAACAACAACAACAACAAAGUGCAAAGGCUAGGCAAUGGAACCAGCCAAGAAAUACCUUUUCACAUACAAAGGAUUCUAUUUCCAGCCAGACAUGGCUUCAGCGGAGUACUUGGAUACCUUGGAGGAUUUUGAAAUAAGAGACAGUGAUGUAUAUUUAGUCACUUAUCCAAAGUCAGGAACAAUAUGGACUCAAAAUAUUUUGAGCUUGAUUUAUCAUGAAGGUCACCGAGAUGGAACUGAAAAAGUGGAUUUACUAGACAGAGUUCCAUGGCUGGAGUACAAUAUCCGCAAUGUGGAUUACAUCAGUCGUCCAUCACCUCGUCUCUUUGCUUCCCAUCUACCCUACUAUUUAGCACCCAAGGGAUUAAGGAACAGAAGAGCAAAAGUUGUUUAUGUGGUCAGAAACCCAAAGGAUGUCUUGGUUUCCUAUUACCAUUUUUCCAAAACUUCAGUCAAAUUAGAAGAAGUAGAAGAUUUUGGAAUUUUCAUGGAGAGGUUUUUGGCUGGAAAGGUACUUGCAAGUUCAUGGUUGGACCAUGUAGAAGGCUGGUACUCUCACAAGGAUGACUUCAAUAUUCUAUUUCUUACCUAUGAAGAAAUGAAGAAGGAUCUAAGAAGCUCUGUAUUGAAAUUAUGCAACUUCCUGGGAAAGAGACUGACGGAAAAGGAGGUGGAUGCUGUUGUGGAUCAGGCUACAUUUAAUAAAAUGAAAGCAGAUCCCAGGGCAAACUAUGAGUUCUUGCCACCGGAUCUCAUAGACCACAGCAGAGGGCAUUUUCUUCGCAAAGGCACUGUUGGAGACUGGAAGAACAUAAUGACAGUCGCACAAAGUGAAAGAUUUGACAGUGUUUUUAAGGAGAGAAUGGAAAAGCUGCCCUUCAAGUUCUGCUGGGACAUCCAUGAGGAAUCAUGAGUCUGCCUUCAGCUUGGAAGGAUGAAAUAAAGUGUAUGCAUUUAAUCCAGGCCUAUUUGUAAGAGUUAG